AUGUCAACUUUGGAAGAACAAAAAAUUCUCAUAGAGCUUGAAACUAUGCCGUUCAUUGUUGGUCCUACGGAUAACGAGCAAGAACGGAAACAACAAGAAUUCGAUGAUGUGACAACGAAAAAGGAAGAAAAUUCAAACGGGCUGAGCAGCGUUAAGUCAGUCAUUAGCACAAUGAUUUCAAGGAAAAAUGGAAUAUCAGCUACAUCUGGGCUCAUCAAUUUUAUAUGUGGAAUGAUUGGUCCGGGAUGUUUUUCACUUGCAGUGAGCUUUAAGCAAGCAGGUCUAUGGGGUGGUCUCGUAUUAGUUUUCAUUGUCGGGUUUCUAAGUCUCUACAGUAUGCACAAAAUAGUUAGCUGUUCCCAGUAUCUAGCAAAAUCUAAUGGUGACCAAAGUUUGGAUUACGGUCAAAUGGCAGAAGCAGCAAUGCUAAAUAGUUAUAAAUGGACUAAAAGGCAUGCUAAAUUAACAAAGAUAAUAGUUAAUGCUUGCCUCUUGGCUUUCCAACUUGGUGUGAUUACUGUAUUCAUGGUUUUUGCAGUUGAACAUGUUAUUGAGAUCUGGGAAUUUAUUGGCGAUUCUCCACCACCAUUCUCAAAAACUGUCAUGAUCUUGUUAUAUUUCGUUCCUCAAAUGCUCCUGAAUUUCAUUGGACACAUGAAGCUAAUCACAAUACUGUGUCUGUGUGGAAAUGUGAUUAUAUUUGGAGCUAUCAUUUUAAUUACGAAGGAGCUAAUGGUUCACAAAUGGUAUCCCACAUGGGAAUUGAAUAGUGUUACUGGGAUCGAGGGUAUUUCACUUGCUGCUGGAGCAUUGAUCUAUUCAUUCGAAGGACAAGCUAUGGUUUUGCCAUUGGAAAACUCAUUGAAACAUCCAAAAGAUAUGACUGGAGCAAGCGGAGUUCUGUCAACAGCAAUGAACCUUGUUACUGUUCUAUACGCCUUUUUGGGAUUUUUUGGAUAUGUUACAUUUGGUCCCAAAGUACAAGGAAGUUUGACUCUGAACCUACCAAACUCCAUACUGACUGUUUCCAUCAAAGGACUUCUUGUUCUGAAAAUAUUCUUUGGAAGUGCCAUCCAACUGUUUGUUAUUGUUCAAAUGCUUCUUCCAAGUCUUCGAUCUCUAAUCUCGGAAGAUCGAAAAUUGAUUCAUCGGUUUCUACCGUAUGCUCUUCGUCUCGGAUUGAUGCUCAUCUCAUUGUGUCUGGCCUUGGUGGUUCCAAAUCUAAUGCAGAUAAUUCCUCUGGUUGGAAUCACAUCUGGUCUUUUGAUUUCUUUGAUUCUACCUUCAUUUUUGGAUUGUAUAGUAUUUUUACCAGUUUAUAAAAAACAAGGAGAAAUGUUCCUAUAUUAUCAGAAAUUGAUCAUCAAUGUAUUUUUAUUCGUUCUUGGCUGGCUCUUUCUGGGAUCUGGACUCUAUUCAAGUAUUGACGACAUAAUUAAUAACGAUGUAUGA
This is a messenger RNA of Caenorhabditis briggsae, 1452 nucleotides long. Gene Ontology annotation, molecular function: amino acid transmembrane transporter activity. Gene Ontology annotation, biological process: amino acid transmembrane transport. The transcript has 10 exons. The record is from RefSeq and is a predicted model, not a curated record. The coding region runs from base 1 to 1452 and encodes 483 amino acids. Lineage: Eukaryota; Metazoa; Nematoda; Chromadorea; Rhabditida; Rhabditidae. Gene Ontology annotation, cellular component: vacuolar membrane.